Messenger RNA from Haemonchus placei, 240 nucleotides. The record is from the annotation of a GenBank genome assembly. NCBI's taxonomy places the organism in Eukaryota, Metazoa, Nematoda, Chromadorea, Rhabditida, Trichostrongylidae.
AUGGAAAAAGUUAAGCAGAGUACCUCCAUGGCGAAAACUCUCAACACUUCAAAUAAGCAAUUUGGAGCUCCAAGAGAACCACAUAUCAUCGCGGAAUCGGAAAAUGAAAUCUGUAACCACUCACCAUCAUUCAAUUACUACAGAUAUCCCUGGAGAGUUGAAGAGGACAUACAAGAAGGAGUUGCAGACAUCAGUGGCCCGAUGGCUGCGAAGCUUGACGAUGCUCGAUGGAAGGAGUAA